Sardina pilchardus (European sardine) is the source of this 4094-nucleotide messenger RNA. Its product is annotated as solute carrier family 45 member 3. NCBI's taxonomy places the organism in Eukaryota, Metazoa, Chordata, Actinopteri, Clupeiformes, Clupeidae. Gene Ontology annotation, molecular function: sucrose:proton symporter activity. Gene Ontology annotation, cellular component: membrane. The record is from RefSeq and is a predicted model, not a curated record. The transcript has 5 exons. Bases 821 to 2428 code for a protein of 535 amino acids. Gene Ontology annotation, biological process: transmembrane transport.
AACGUUGGGUGUCCUUGUUUGUGAAUCAAAUCCAGAUAUUGAUUUCAAUCAGCUAAAGAAACUGAACUCAGCCUGGAUUGAAUUACGCCACCUCUGUGUGCCUGCCCUGGAGUCAAAGUAAACAAACCGAGGCAAUGGCUCUGAUAGACGUCAUUAGAUCCACCCAUAGAAGCUCCACCUCUCUCAUUCUGAUAGGUGAGAUAGCUACCUGGCUGGUUCACCUCUGUCAUUCUCCCCUCAAGGAAAGUCUUGGGAAAAAAAUGAAGAAAAUCCUGUUUGAAACCUGCGCAAGGUAUGGGUUCAUAUUGACAUUCAGCAGAUCCACAGUCCCUCCCCUUCCAGGAUGUCCCAUCAGCUUGUUCCGUGAGUACUAAACAUGAUGCUGGUCAUCAUAGGUUACACACAUGCUGAAUUGGCUUCCAGGGGCAAAGCCAGACAUUCUGAAGACUUCCUCUCCGCUGGACUGAUGGAGUUGUGGAAAAGUCAAGUUGAUCUGUAGACACGGAGGACGGUGAGGUGCUUGAGGCUACGGACAACCAUGACCCAACUGUGCCUGAAAGGCCCCCCUAUAGCUUCUCUUGGUAGAGUUCAGCUGGGGCAUCAUGGGAAAUCACCAUCUAUGUUACUGUCAAGGAAAUCACCAGCUCUCCUCUCAGUUCUCUGAACCACCGGCAGCAGUAGCAGCAGCAGCAGCAGCAGCAAGAGCAGCAGCGCACAGACAGACUUGUCCCUGGGUCUCGCCCCUGUAAGGAGCAAACAGGAAGUUUGGCAGCUGGGGCCGGGAGAGGGAGAGGCCCGGGGCUGCGUGGGCGCUGUGACCAUGCGCAGCCACCUCUGCCUGCUGCUCCUGGUGAACAUGAUGACAUGUGGGCUGGAGGUGUGUCUGGCGGUGGGCACCAUCUACAUCCCCCCGCUCCUACUGGAGGCUGGGCUGGAGGAGCGCUACAUGACCAUGGUGUUGGGUGUGGGGCCCGUGCUCGGUCUCAUCUUCGUCCCCCUGAUUGGCUCGGCCAGUGACAACUGGAAAGGUCGCUUCGGCCGGCGCCGCCCCUUCAUCUGGGCCUUGAGCGUCGGCGUGCUGCUGUCGCUGGUACUUAUCCCGCACGCCACGUCGCUGGCCUCCCUUCUGGCCCUCCGGCGCCCCCGCUGGCUGGAGGUGGGGCUGCUGGUGCUGGGCAUCGUCCUGCUGCAGUUCUGCGGCCAGGCCUGCUUCACGCCGCUGGAGGCGCUGGUCAGCGACCUGUUCCCCGGCGAGCAGGAGAGCCGCUCGGCCUUCACCGCCUUCUCCCUGCUGCUCAGCCUGGGCGGCUGCCUGGGCUACCUGCUGCCCGCCGUCGACUGGAGCGCCGGCGUGGCCGCCCUCUACCUGGGCAGGCAGGAGGCCUUCAUCUACAUGCUGCUCACCCUCAUCUUCCUGGCCUGCAUGCUCAGCACGGCCAUGAUCGCCGAGGAGUCGACGGCCGGCGCCGAGGAGAGCGGCGGCGUCAGGAAGAAGCGGAGGCUCCACCGCUGCUGCAGCUGGCUGAUGCCCCUGCGCCUGUGCGGGGCCGCUGCCCGCCUGCUCGCCAUGCUGCCCCAGUCCUACCAGAUGUACCAGGGCAUGCCCAGGGUCCUCCGCCGCCUCUUCCUGGCCGACUUCUGCAGCUGGAUGGCCCUGGAGAGCUUCCUGCUCUUCUACACGGACUUUGUGGGGGAGCGGCUGUACCACGGCCAGCCCAGCGCCGUGCCCGGGUCCAAGCGGAGGCUGCUUUAUGAGGAAGGCGUGCGGAUGGCCAGUCUCGGCCUGUUCCUGCAGUGUCUGAUGGCGGUGUGCUGCUCCCUGCUGAUGGAGCGGCUGCUGGCGCGCGUGGGCCCCAAGGCGCUCCUGUUGUGCAGCGUGGGAAUGCUGACCUUCAGCACGGCCGUCAUGACCUUGUCCCACAGCACCGUCCUGGUCACCGCCAUGGCCGCCGCCACCGGCUUCACCUUCUGCACGCUACAGGUGCUGCCGUAUACCCUCAUCUGUCUGUAUCACUCCAACAAACAGGUGUUCUUCCCUAGCACUGUGAGAAAACCUGUGAACACUAGCAAAGACACCUCUUUCACACAAAAUGGACUUCUGGGCGAGGUGGCAAGCUUGGAGGAGACCUGUGCAUCUGCUUGUCUCCUCCCCCAGAAGGAGACCUGCUCCUCAGCUUGUAUCGUCCCUCUACCCAACCCAGAGCUGGAGCUCCCCAGCUCCUCCAGAGGGAUGUGCUUGGACCUGGCACUGCUGGACAGUGCGUACCUGCUCUCCCAGGUGGUGCCCUCCCUGCUCAUGGGCUCGCUGGUUCAGUUCACCCACAACGUGAGCGCCUACAUGGCCAGCUCCUGUGCCCUCAGUCUGCUGGCGGUGUGGCUCUCGUCGCGGAUCAUCUUCGACAGGAAGGAUAUGGAGCUGCUUCAGUGAUGCAUUGACUAAAAUUUUCCUCAGGGCAAAAUGUUUUGAUAUUUAAAAAAGGAAUGUUGCCGAACUGCAAAGUCAGGCUUCUGCAGCCCCGAGCUGAAAGCUUUUGAACAAUCAAGGAGAUCUGUGAGAAAGAAAGAUCUUCUGACUUUUUGAGGCUUAACAUAGAAGUCUGUCAAAAGGAUGAAUAUUUGAGAAAUGUUCUCUCUGUUAUACAUUUUUAAAAACCAAAAUACACCCUUCAUACCAAAAGUAAAUAGUGAUAAUUAAAAAAAAAAAAAGGUCAGGUCAAUAUUCUUCAGCAGCAAAAGCAGAUUUUCUAACCAAAAGAGAAUGUUUUAGUGUAUUGUUUACAAUUUCGACUAUCUACUAUUAAAGUUCAAAGGUCAAAGAAGGGUUAGAUGGAUUUAAGUGGGAUAAGGGAACAUAGGGUCAAUUUUAUAUUCAGAGAUAUAUUAAUGCAAAGUGCUAAUAUAAAUGAACCCCUUAGUAUUUAUUUUAUUUAUUUGUAUUUCUUGUAUAAACUGUGUUAGGGGUUGGAAUAUUCUGAAAAACAUUGUUGUUAUAUUGUUAUAUAUUGCUAUUGUGAUGGCAAAGGUUGAUGAAGGUAUAAGUAACAUCCCUGUGUGGAUAACCGCACUUAAGCUACAUUAACUGGAGAUUAGUCUUGCGUAGCCAAAUAUACGUGUCUAAACCAGUCCAAAUGUGUCCUGUAGCUCGAGGGCUAUCUAGACUUAUUCAUUUGGCUGACGCUUUUAACCAAAGUGACUUGUUACGUCAAUAAUUACAAAGGUCUUUAGCGAAACUUUGGAUGAAGUGCCUUGCUCAAUCUCAUAUGUCUUGCAUUUCGCCACACAACUGUAGCAGUCGGGAUUUAACCCACAACUUUUCAGGCUACUGAAUGCUAGCCCAGCUCCUUAGCCACUAUGCCCUCUUGUUAUCACUAUUUACAGUACUUUUAACAUGCUUCUAGUCCCCAAUUUCUGACCCCACAAGAAUACUUGUAGACCACACAAGUUUCACUAAGUGCCAGUCAUCUAUCCUGCUCUCCAGGUUGCCGGAAAAAAAUUAAAGGAAGUCCAAUAGCCUAUUACUACUUGGGAAUACUUGAUGUAUUUGUGGUUCCAGGAUAUGACAUCAUCUUCCUUCCACAAAAUCUGUUUUUAAACUAUUUUCUGUUGUGUCACUCAAGAAGAGGGGUUGAUAUGUUGUCAGUUUUUAACUCAUGAGAAUGUGUAAGCCGAGCCAUUUUUACGGUGACUUUUGAACUAGUAUUUGCAAUCUGUAACGGACAAUUUCCCCUGUGUGCCAUCCAAAAACUAAACUGUGUUGUUCACAGUUUUUAUGUUUUAAUGCAAGAAAAUGGUUGAGCCCAUUAGGCUAUCAUUAGACACAUUUAGGUUUUCCAGAUUAGCUAUUCUUCAUUUGAUGCAAGUCCUACCUGUGCAAUCUCAUUAUCUCACCACUAGACUAUGGCAAUACCAGACUGACUGUCUUAACUUUUUUUCUCCUAAGGUUUUUUUCUCUUUCAGUAAGGUGUUUUAUUGUGUUUUUGCUUAGCCUACUCUACCUCACAGUGGACUUGGAUAGAAGCAUCUCACAAAUAAAUGAAUGUUUACAAUGUGUCAUCAUGACCCAUCAAUAAGGAAUAAAAGUUAUUAUUCCACUG